Suillus paluster is the source of this 618-nucleotide messenger RNA. RefSeq lists its product as uncharacterized. Lineage: Eukaryota; Fungi; Basidiomycota; Agaricomycetes; Boletales; Suillaceae. The coding region runs from base 1 to 618 and encodes 205 amino acids. The record is from RefSeq and is a predicted model, not a curated record. The transcript has 2 exons.
AUGUUUGUCGCAACUUCCCAGAGAAGGAAUGCUUCCGUUCCACACCCCACUCACAAUCCAACGCCGGUCGGGGGACGCUGCAACGGUCAAGGACUCGGUGGUCGUGACCCAACAAGGACUCCCCUACUUGUUUCCCCAUGUCCAGUUCCCACGACCGAAGACUUUAUCGAUAGAGCAAAUGACGAGGAGACGGGUAUCAGGGAUGAGCGCUGUGCAUCUCGCCCGAUUUUCAUGGUCCUUGAACGUCAUUUCGGCCUGAGGCGUUUCCUUUUGACUGGGCAGGGUAGGCGCUUCGUCGUCUGCGAUGCUGCCACCUUUUUCGAGAUAGACAGCCUUCCCCAGCCCGCCGUUAAUCCGGAUAUUCUCAUGACUUCAGAGCCCAACGACGCAGUUGACGAUGGUGUUUACGAGCUCCUUCGUACCACGGACCUCGCUAUGUCUCCUGCCGCCCCAGCAGAGGAAUCUGCUGUCGAUAAUUUUGCACGGCAGUGCUGUUACGUGCAAGGCUGGGCUACGCAAAGAAGGGAAGGGUUUAAAGGACAAGGAAGGACAUCCCUCUCGUCAUUUGUGUCGAAAAUAGGCUCACCAAAACGGAUGUGUGCAUCAUUGACGAUUUAA